Molecule: messenger RNA, 2261 nt
Organism: Zophobas morio
Lineage: Eukaryota; Metazoa; Arthropoda; Insecta; Coleoptera; Tenebrionidae
Product: juvenile hormone esterase-like
Exons: 8
Coding region: 648-2252 (534 amino acids)
Molecular function (GO): serine hydrolase activity
Source: RefSeq, a predicted model, not a curated record
UCAUGUUACUAUGACCUAUCCCAACUAUUAGGUACUACUGCGAUAAUUUUUAGAUGACUACAACACAAAGUGUACUAGGUGCACCUUGAGUCACACACAGUGUUAUUUAUUAGCCAUCCGUAUGACAUAGUUCUGUUUUUAUCCGUUCGUUGUACACGGUAUUUAAUUUAUUUAGUGUUUCAUUUCGCACUAAAAUUAAAUCACAUAAGUUUGAAUUCAUUUGAGUAUUGACGACCAAUAAGGUAACCAUGGACUCCAUGAUGUAGUUUGGUUUUCUUCUCAAAUCGGUUCGGUAGCUUUGGAGAUUAUCCGUCUAAUAAAAAUCGACACAGAUGACAGACAGGCGGAAGCGGGAAACCCUUUCUUCGUACUUUAGGAGUCACGAAAUAACCAGUUGCCCGAUGGCAACAACGUUUUAUGCUGAUUCACUACUUCUACAUAAUUAUAUAAUAUUAGUAUGUGUAGUAAAAAUUGUCUUGUAACGUUUAAACUAUGUGAUAUCUCUGACUAUCCGAUUGUACCUUAAUCUUUGACCCCUCUGAUUAAAUCGUAAACGCAGUUGUCAUAAACCUACAACACAACGCAGUUAAAACACAUUUGCUUUACAAUUAUUACUCGUUAAAAAUUAUCGGAAUAUCUAUAACACAAUGAAGGGACCAGUUGUAACAAUUUCAAGUGGUAAACUUCGCGGCAAAACAUGUACCAGCAUUAACAACAGUCAGUUUCUCAGUUUCCAAGGAAUUCCAUAUGCCAAACCGCCACUUGGUCGUCUCAGAUUUAAGGCACCAUUACCAGCAGAACCCUGGACUGGUAUCCGAGAUGCUACUCGUGAGGGCAGCAGUUCAAUUCAAAGAAUUCCCAUUAUUAAAAUGCUUCAAGGUGGCGAAGACUGUUUGACUCUUAAUGUCUAUACUCCACAACUACCUGAGGAAAAAAAUGAAAAAAGGGACAAGCCGGUAAUGGUGUGGAUACACGGCGGAGGUUUUGUCUCUGGUUCAGGAGGUACAGAAGUCUAUGGACCCGAAUUUUUGAUGACCGAAGACAUAGUUUUGGUUACAAUUAAUUACAGACUUGGAAUAUUCGGGUUUCUUAGCUUGGAAGAUCCUGACUUGGAUGUACCAGGCAACGCUGGUCUCAAAGAUAUUGUGAUGGCGCUUAAAUGGGUAAAAGAAAAUAUUUCCUACUUUUCUGGAAACCCAAACAACGUGACCAUUUUUGGAGAAAGUGCAGGAGCAGCUGCAUCACAUUACCUUAUUCUUUCUCCUAUGGCCAAAGGGCUUUUCCAUAAAGCUAUUCUUCAGAGUGGUUGUGCUUUAAACAUCUGGGCUAAAGGCAGAAACGUGACCAGACAGAUUGCUGAUAUUUUAGACUUACAGACUACAAACGAAAAGGAAAUUUUAAAUAUAUUGGAAACUCUACCGGUGAAAGAUCUAUACAAAGCAGCGGAGAAGAUUCCUGACCCUUUUAUUGCUUGCGUAGUUAGACCAUACGGCCCAGUUAUCGAAAAAAAAGCUGACGGAGCUUUUUUGACUGAAGAUCCACUGGAAAUUCUCAAAUCUGGCAGGUAUAAUCAUGUGCCUAUUAUUAUGGGUUACACUAACAGAGAAGGAAUGCUUGGUGAAGUUUUUCAAAAACCUAAACCUUUUAAACCCAUCACUGAUUUCGAAAAGGCCGUUCCUUAUUUUCUUGGUCUUCAACUAGGGUCAGACAGGUCAAAAUUAGUUGCUCAACAAAUUAAAGAAUUUUACUAUGGAAAUGAAAAACCGACGUCAAAAAAUAAGGAUAAAUUUUAUUUGCUGCAUAGUGACAACUUUUUCGUCAGAGAAUUGUUAUUGGCUGCUAAACUUCAUGUAGAAACAUCUACGUCUCCCGUGUUUUUGUACAGAAUGUCUAUAGACACAAGAUUAAAUAUGAUGAAAACUAUUGCUAUGAUCAAUGAACCAGGUGUUUGUCACGCAGAUGAUUUAGGUUAUCUGUUCAAAAACAUGGUGACUCCAAACAUAAAACCAGGAAGCGACGAAGAACUGGCCAUCAAAAGAUUUGUUGCGCUAUGGACAAACUUUGCAAAGUUUAAUGACCCAAAUUCUUAUGAAAACAAUUCUGUUAUCGACGUAAAUUGGAAUCCGGUUACCAAAAGUGACGUUAAUUUUCUGGAUAUUGGAAAAAAGUUAACUGUUGGGAGUAACCCGGAAGCUAACAGAAUGGUAUUUUGGAAAAACGUUUUAAAUGUAAAUUUAGUCCAUAAAUUGUGAUUGUUUAAA